Molecule: messenger RNA, 4175 nt
Organism: Drosophila willistoni
Lineage: Eukaryota; Metazoa; Arthropoda; Insecta; Diptera; Drosophilidae
Gene: scra
Product: anillin
Exons: 11
Coding region: 188-3937 (1249 amino acids)
Biological process (GO): septin ring organization; actomyosin contractile ring assembly; mitotic cytokinesis
Cellular component (GO): actomyosin contractile ring
Source: RefSeq, a predicted model, not a curated record
GCUACUUUUAAAACUAACUGAAAAAGAAGCGACGCUGACGCGCGAAUAACAAAGAAGCAAAGAAAAAAAUACAGUUUUUGGGCAUUUUGGGAGCAUUGGAAAAGACAAAUUAAUAAAAAUAAUAAAUAAAGUAUUAAUAAUAUAUUUAAGAACGAGUGGAAGAUAAUCUGGAAGAAAAAAUAACUAAAUGGACCCCUUUACGCAGCAGAUGUUGGAGAAAGCCGAGCAGCGCAGUCGCGCCCUCGGCAUCAGUAAUACCAGUAAGUUCCCCUUAGCAGAGUGCAGUGUGGACACAGAUGCAUCACCAUCAAAUGUGAAGCCGACGCCUGCCGUCAGAAGCCACUCGCCUGGUGGAGGCAGUUCCUCUGGCAAGGUUGUGGUACUUGAUAAAGCGACGCUGGAGGCGUCACCCUCUAAGCCACUGCGGCACUAUGCCGCUGUUAACAAGGAGAAUAUGGAGAUGGGCAUCGAAAUCAAUAUAACUACGGACAAACCAAUUGGCGUGCAAGUUGAAAUCCAAGAGCAGGAUGUGACCACAGAUGAGGAUGAAGACCCUGCGACGGUAACAGCGCCAGUGCAGUCUUUGCCCGUUAAUCAACCUUUGGCUCGUUUGCGCGACACAUCACGGAAUCGUCUGCAACGCAUGGGAGCUUUGUACUCCAAUACAGAUGAUUUGUCGUCGCCCAUUCAUCGCACUGAGGCACAAUUCCAUGCAGGAGACGAUGACGUUGAUACCGAACAGCCGCCUAGUUCCCGACAAGGUAAACAACGAUUUGGCAAAUUGGCGGCUCUGGCCGAUACCAUCAACCAGUGGGAAGAUGAUCUUAGUCAUCAUGAUAGGCCAAAAUCAGAGCAGGAGCGUCCAGUGACAACGGCGCCGCCAAAGCCAGAUUUGCCGAGUCGACGUCCUGUAGUGCGACCGCCGCAGCCACCAAAACCAGAAGAAGUGGACCAGGGGCUGAAGACAAAACAAUUAAAAUGGGAUCCAAAGGUAUUGAGCUCACUGGAGGCCCAGGGUUUUCAGCGUCGUGAGUCGUCAACAAUUAAACAUACCUAUGAUUAUGCUAAACAGGAAGAAAAGUCAGAGAAGCCCGAAAAGCCGGAGAAGACGACAUCGACGAAGACGGUCAGCCAAGUGGCUAAGACAUUUAAUACGACCCAUUCCAAGCCACCGGCGCCUGCACCACCUACAACUACUGGCGUUAAAACAGGCUUAGUCUCUGGACGGGCGGCCAUUUUUGAGAACAAAGCCUCAUCUGGUGGUCAGUUGACAGGUCGUUCGAAUCAAAAGGAUCCCUGUGAGUUGUCGCUAAAAGAUCGCAUGAAACUCUUUGAAACUGCCAGUGCUGUUGCCAUGCUGCCGAAGGCACCGAUUUCAUCUGCUCCUAGUAUUAGUCAAAUCCGACCAGAAGAGCACAAAGCUGCUGCAGUGCAUCCUGUGACAGCUGCCGCCGCUGUUUCUGUCCCUAAUGGAGGCGGCAACAAGCCGGCUAAGCCAGAGAACAAACUUCGUGACAAAGUGGCUGCAUUAGUGGCCAAUGCACAGUCCACAGCCGAAAGUCGAAUCAAAGAUAUCGAUCGCCAACGACAAGAGGACAUGCAGAUUAUAGCGAAUCGAUUUAAUAAACAAAAAGAUGCAUUUACUUUGGCUACAGCUCCUCCUCCACCGGCUCCCAUCCCAGCUCCCACUGUGGCGUCUGUAAGGAUCAGCCGUCCCAUGCCCCCACCACCUCCACCCCCUAUAGCUGGCCUAGUUCAUAAUACCAAUAAAAUCUGCAGUAUUACUAGUAGUAAACGGCGAUCACCUGGUGAUACCGUUAUUCACGAAAAUGAGGAAGACCAGGAGGAGGCGAAACGGGCACGCAAAUCCCAACCAGAUCGACUCUAUCCGGCUCUCUCAGACUUGGACUCCAGUGGAGACAAUUGUUGCGCAACAGUAACCGCUUCAGCCACGGACAAUGACAAUGACUCCAAUAGUGAGGAGCUUGACAGUUGCAUGGAUGAUGAAGAGUCCCAGACUGAGACUGAGGCGGAGGAUAGCAGUGCUGGAAUGUGCAAUGGCAGUUUGGGCCGCGAAAUAUUAAAUGCCGUGCAACGCAACGAGGUGGAGCAGCAGCAGCAAUCUACCAAGAAAAAGACUGUGCACUAUGCCGAUCGUGACUAUUACUAUCAUCAUGAGGAAGACAGUUCGUUGAACUCUUCACAAGUAUCGGGAGGCAUUGAUGACUACCUGGAUGAGGCACUAGACGAUGAUGAUGAGACAACUGAUGAUAAUGCUGAUCAUAAUGCCAGUGGCUUGUCCCUGAACAGCAAGGGCACAACGGCCUCGAAUAGCUUCUCUUAUCGCAAAACUCCAGCUGCAGUUGCCAUGAAUGUCGAUGAAGAACCACUCCAUUUGGCUGAUACCAUGUAUCAGACACCAUCAAUGGUAGUUACUGACAAUGGAAAUCACCCGGUGCCUGUUAAAUCUGAAUUGAGCGUUAAUCAGGAUAACGAUAAUAAUCUGGUUACCCUUGUCCAUACAGUUAGCUUCUAUCGGCGACAACAGAGCGCAAAUAGCACCAAUUCCACUCCAAUGCGUAAGAUUUGUCGCGAAGAGCAAGUAGCUCGUUCGGCUUUGGCUGGAGACUGUCAUGCUAAGCAUAAACUGGAAUAUGAUUCACCAUUGCCAGCUGGUGCCACUGAAGUGCGUAGCGAGGACGACGAAGAUGAAACAGAUUCUGAAGUGCAGUCAAAUGACGCUGCUCAGGCACAGGACAAAAUCAAGAAACUUCUGAGCGAGGUGUGCAAGCAACAACAAGUGAUUGGUCAGGCCAGUCAGGCUUUGAAUCUAUGCGCCGCUACAGUCGAAUUCUCCGGUUCCACCGAAUCUGUAGAGGGCGAACGUUAUCUGCUGCUUGCCACUCAUCGUCGUCAGGCUUGUUUAGAUGAAGUGCAGCGAUUACGUGUAGAGAAUAGCCUUAGGCCAGUGGGUGCGCCAAAGGAAAAGGGCUUAUUGACAGUCAAAGACAUUACCAUUCCUCUACGACAGGAAUAUGUGCGCAAAAUGGCCACAGGAAAUAUCAAUGGCCAUCAUUUGGUGUGCCUACUUAAGUAUAAUGAGCAUGUGCUGGCCACCAAGACGGUACCAACAAUGCCCGGUUUGUUAUCCGUGAAGUUUCCAGAUGUCCUUCAACUAAACAAUGUCUAUGCUGAUUUUAGGAUCACCUUAGAGAUCUAUGGCAUGCUGGCACAACGUGAUCAACUGCCCCAUGAGUUGAAAUAUCACAUUAAUCUAAACAAAAAGAGUGGCAGUGGCGUAUUAAAGACACCAAAGAAAAAGUCUGGCGAGAAUCGUCUUGUGAUGCCGCCCGUUCAAAGUCCGGCUGGGCCGCAUGUAGUUCGUACUCCGCAGCUUGUACAAUAUGGAUUCGCUAUCUUCUCAUUGCGUGAAAUUCAACGAACCAGCUGGACACUGACCCAAGUGCUGGGUGUCAGUCCCCUGGAAGGUGUGGUACAUAUGAAAGUCAACUGCGAGUUGUCGGUAUGUGUAGAAUACAAGGGUUUCCUCACCAUGUUUGAGGAUAUUUCUGGUUUCGGGGCGUGGCAUCGUCGCUGGUGUUAUUUGAACGGAUCCGUUAUUAACUAUUGGAAAUAUCCUGAUGAUGAGAAGAAGAAGGCACCCAUGGGCAGUAUCGAUUUGAAUACGUGCAUUUCGCAAAAGAUCACCACAGCGCCACGAGAUAUUUGUGCACGUCUCAAUACCAUGCUGUUGGAGUGUGAACGUCCGGCCAAGGAUACGGAUCAGGAAUCAUUAAUUAUUGUGCCCAAUGGUCGAAUGACCACAGUGCGUCAUCUAUUAUCUGCUGACACAAGAGAAGAGCGCGAAGAGUGGUCUGCUUAUUUCAAUAAGGCGCUGACAUUAUUGCGCGCCUGGGGAACUAAUUCCACACACUGACGUGGACAUAACCAUCAGUCGGGCAAUUGCAUCUUUGACGGGGUUUCCCCACAUUCCCCGGUACUACUUUUUUUUUUAAGUUUUUAUGAUUUUUAAAAUUUUUUUGUUUUUUAAACGCAAAUUUAUCUGUAUUAACUUGAUACUUCUUCUUUAUGUCUGUGUUUUUUAAGUUGUAUGUAUAUGUUUCCCAUAUCGGCAAAGUAUUUUGAAAUACGUAAAAUUCUUUAAAAAAAAUAUA